This is a messenger RNA of Beauveria bassiana ARSEF 2860, 549 nucleotides long. RefSeq lists its product as uncharacterized. The transcript is spliced from 3 exons. The record is from RefSeq and is a predicted model, not a curated record. NCBI's taxonomy places the organism in Eukaryota, Fungi, Ascomycota, Sordariomycetes, Hypocreales, Cordycipitaceae. Gene Ontology annotation, cellular component: endoplasmic reticulum. The coding region runs from base 1 to 549 and encodes 182 amino acids.
AUGGCCAAUAAACCCAUACGCGACUGGGUCUACCUGGCCAUCAUCGGCCUUCAACUCACUGGCAUGCUUGUUCUCGAUCUCGUCGCCUUUUACCCCAAGCCACUCUGGGAGCCCGCCGGUGCGCCGCUGCAUUUCCUCGUGGGCCUGCGCCGGCGCUACGUCGCCUCGACCGGCGACCCCUUCUUCUCCGCCUCGUCGUCGGCCGUGCACAGCGCGCCGUGGUUUGAAGCAUUCUUGUACGUGGAGGGCUUCGUGCAGUUUCCGCUCGCGGCGUUUCUCGUGUCGCGGCUGGCGGCGGCCCGGCGGAUAGGCGGCGCCGCGGAGCUGGCCGGGCUGGCGUUUGGGUGCCUGACGUUUAUGGGCUCGGUGGCGUGCUGCUACGAGCUGCUGCACAUGGGGCCGGAGCAGGUGGCGGCGGAGAAGAAGACGCGGCUGCUGUAUGGGACGUAUCUGCCUUUUGCCGUGAUUCCGGCUGUUUUGGCUGUGGACAUGUUUCUGCGACUGCUGCCCCGCGUACAGGAUACAGGCGCCAAGGACAAGGAUGAAUGA